Messenger RNA from Melanotaenia boesemani (Boeseman's rainbowfish), 2007 nucleotides. RefSeq names its product transcription factor AP-1-like. The coding region runs from base 382 to 1335 and encodes 317 amino acids. Gene Ontology annotation, biological process: regulation of cell cycle; regulation of cell population proliferation; regulation of transcription by RNA polymerase II. The transcript has a single exon. Gene Ontology annotation, molecular function: DNA-binding transcription factor activity, RNA polymerase II-specific; transcription factor binding; RNA polymerase II cis-regulatory region sequence-specific DNA binding. Gene Ontology annotation, cellular component: transcription regulator complex. The record is from RefSeq and is a predicted model, not a curated record. NCBI's taxonomy places the organism in Eukaryota, Metazoa, Chordata, Actinopteri, Atheriniformes, Melanotaeniidae.
AGUAGAGCUGCAGCUUAGAGGUGGAUAAAGUUCGUCUCCACGUUGGAAGUGAUUGAAAGUAAUACCCGUUUUCAAGGACUGUUACCAGGUUUUAGGAGGAAGGAUAAAUUAAAUAGAGAACUUGAGGUGUAAAAACAGAGACGCUUUGCGGUGGAUGAAGAGGUUUUUGUUGUCGACAUUCGCACGGUGCACAAAAGAAAAGUUUUCUCGGGACACAAAGUUGUCAAGUGAGUUGAACUUCAACAAAAGGCAGAAUCUGCCACAGGACAGUAGACAUAUUGUCACGGGACAUAUGUAAACAGUCGAUUUUGGAUUUUUCUUUCUUUUUAAAGAAGAAAAUAUAAAAUCUAAAUUUUAUCAUCAAAAGUUUAGCUUCAGAAAAUGGAAGCGACUCUCUACGACGAAGCCGUGAAUGCCUCCAACUCUCAGCCUGGCGGGACGGCUGUGUAUGGGUUCAACCCUAAAACCCUGAAACAAACCAUGACUCUCAAUCUAAACGACCCGAAAAACUUCAAACCCCAGCUGGGCACCAAAACGCUGGACAUCCUGACUUCCCCUGAUGUCGGCUUACUGAAGCUGGCCUCGCCUGAACUGGAGCGGUUGAUCAUCCAGUCCUGCAGCGGGCUGACGACUCCCACCCCGACCCAGUUUGUCUGUCCCAAGAACAUUACCGACGAGCAGGAAGGCUUCGCCGAGGGGUUUGUGAGGGCCCUGGCUGAGCUCCACUACCAGCAGAUACCCGCCGCCCAUCCCAACGCACAGACCGGCGCGACCAGCAGCAUGGCACCGUGCUCUGCUGCAUGCGAGAGCGGCGGGAUCUCCUACAGCUGCACGGUGCGCACGGAGCCGCCGGAGUACACAAACUUGGCCACUUUUAACCGGACUGUGGGCUCCGUGUCCGCACCUGUCAGCGAGAGGCGCCCACCUACGAGUUACCCAGGAGCUCCACAGCCGCCCCACAACCACAUGGACCACCAGCUGGCGGCAGCGCAGCACUCGCGACUACAGUCACUGAAAGAGGAGCCGCAGACUGUGCCCGAGAUGUCCGGCGAUACUCCGCCGCUCUCCCCCAUCGACAUGGAGAACCAAGAGCGCAUCAAAGCCGAGAGAAAGCGCAUGAGGAACAGGGUGGCCGCGUCCAAAUGCCGGAAAAGGAAGCUGGAGAGGAUCUCUCGGCUGGAGGAUAGGGUCAAAAACCUGAAGAGUCAAAACACAGAGUUGAUUUCUUCUGCUAACGUCCUCCGGGAUGAGCUGGCUCUGCUUAAGCAAAAGGUCAUGGACCACGUAAACAGCGGCUGUCAGCUCAUCUUGACGCAGCAGCUCCAAGCCUACUAGACUGCUAUAACAAAAAAGAACCAAGAGACAUUGCUUGGGGACCAAAAUGCAUCUUAAAAUGACAUGUUCACCCGUUUCAGGGAAAUCUCUGCGUCUCAGCGCAUUUUUCCUCCAAAAUCACCCACUCAGACUGUAUGGACACAAAUGAUGACUUUUAUUCUUACAGAGCAGAAAUCACUAAACUUCUUGUAGGGGCGCACAAACUUUGGCUCUUUUUCUGUCUUUAACUUCUUUUUAUCCUCACAUUAAACUACCUAGCCCCGAUUGUUUCUAUGCAGUUAAAUCAUAGCAUGUCAAGUUUUCAUUUUUAAUCACUCAGUUGUGGUUCAAGAGAUCCACACAAUGUAAUCCAGGCCUCAUCCUGCAGGUCUGACAAGUAGCAACGUGUGCAUAAACUUGAGUCAAGCACUGUUGACCAGCGAGCAUAUGUACAAAAUAACACUAACAACUUUCACACCUUUUUGGACUUCUAUAGGUGUGUUUGUGUGUGUAUAGCGUUUACUGACAACUGCCUUACUUUCAUAACACUUAAUGUUCCCUCAGCUUUGUGAUAAAUUUGGAUGUAGCUGUUAGACCUGAAAAUAACACUUUGUAAUAUUUGUACGCAGCUUUUUUUUUCUUGAAGCACUUAACUGUAAAUAUGACUGAAAUAAAAAUGUGUAUGGGAGUUUA